This is a messenger RNA of Psammomys obesus (fat sand rat), 2632 nucleotides long. It is a transcript of the gene Rab37, whose product is annotated as RAB37, member RAS oncogene family. Gene Ontology annotation, molecular function: GTPase activity; GTP binding. Bases 430 to 1191 code for a protein of 253 amino acids. Gene Ontology annotation, cellular component: Golgi apparatus; endosome. The transcript is spliced from 10 exons. NCBI's taxonomy places the organism in Eukaryota, Metazoa, Chordata, Mammalia, Rodentia, Muridae. The record is from RefSeq and is a predicted model, not a curated record.
AGGGAGCCGCUGGGUCACUGAGGAUGGGGAACUCGGAGCUCCGGGACCACGGCGUCCGGAGGACGCAUCAGUGCAGCUAACACCCCGGAAUGCGAUGCGCACCUAUAUCCUUCAGCUGGCCUCAACAUCUUGCGUCGCUCCCAGCAUCUUGGAGUCACAAGACAGGUGAUCCCUGGCUGAGUAUCUCAGAACUCUGGUCCCGGAUGCACUACCGAGAUUCUCCUGCUGAACUCUGGAAUCUCGGGGGCAGAAGCCGGUGGAGACCUUCCCAGGCAGCCUUAGGAGCUGUCCAGUGCUGAUCACGGAUGCCCCCGGCCCCGGGGUGCUCGGACCAGAGCCUGCCGCGCCCCGCAGAGCCCCGGGCUGUGCUGCUAGGAGCACUGACGCAGAGCGCUGGGAAAGCUGGGAGCAGUUGGCUCUGAGCUGGACAUGGAGCUGCAGAGACCGGACUCCUACCAGGGCGGAGCUGGCCCUCACUUCAGCGAGCAUGUCCUACAUAAGACCAUCCUGGUUGGCGACAGCGGUGUUGGGAAGACGUCUCUACUGGUUCAGUUCGACCAGGGAAAGUUCAUCCCCGGCUCCUUCUCAGCCACCGUGGGCAUCGGAUUCACAGUGAUGCUCCUGGGAGACUCAGGCGUCGGCAAAACCUGUUUCCUGAUCCAAUUCAAAGACGGGGCCUUCCUGUCCGGAACCUUCAUAGCCACUGUCGGCAUAGACUUCAGGAACAAGGUGGUGACAGUGGAUGGUGCCAGGGUGAAGCUUCAGAUCUGGGACACUGCAGGACAGGAGCGCUUCCGCAGUGUGACCCAUGCUUAUUACCGAGAUGCUCAAGCCUUGCUCCUGCUGUAUGACAUCACCAACAGAUCUUCUUUUGACAACAUCAGGGCCUGGCUCACAGAGAUUCAUGAGUAUGCUCAGAGGGAUGUGGUGAUCAUGCUGCUAGGCAACAAGGCGGAUGUAAGCAGUGAAAGGGUGAUCCGCUCUGAGGAUGGAGAGACACUGGCCAGGGAGUACGGCGUUCCCUUCAUGGAGACCAGCGCUAAGACUGGCAUGAACGUGGAGUUGGCCUUUCUGGCAAUUGCCAAGGAGCUGAAAUACCGUGCAGGGAGGCAGCCUGAUGAGCCCAGCUUCCAGAUCCGAGAUUACGUGGAGUCCCAGAAGAAGCGCCCCAGCUGCUGCUCCUUUGCAUGACUCCCAGGGGGCUGAGAGGAGGCCCGAAGAGCCGUGGGGGUGCAGUUACUCCAACUGCCAUGCUAACCAGAAGAGAGCUGGGGGCUUGGUGGGCAGCUUCUGCCACCCUGGUUUCUUUAGCUUCCCUGCAUCACGGGAAGGAUAAAAUAUUUAUAUUUUAUCUUAUCUAUAUAAACAAAUACUAAAAACAGCACCAGUGUGGCCCCCAAACCGAAAUAAGGAGGGACUGGUGGUCCUUUCCCCUCUGGGGACAAGUUCUAAACAGCCAGGCAUCCCUUCUAGCAAGGGUAUUACUGUGCCAGCAUGGCAACAGGGGAUGCCACACUGCUAGGGUAUGGGAGCCCAUCACCAUCCUCGCUAGGGAGGCUAAGGAGAACCCAGCCUUCUCUUCCUCCAGUUUCCCGGGAGAUAACCCUUCCCAAUAAGGCAGGCCUUAGUGCUGGGAGCUAGCCCAAAGCCUCAGGAAAGAUAAACAUGGAGGUGGGGGUGGGGUGUAAGAAAACGAGGUUACCAGGUCUGCUAAGCUACCUCUGGCUUUCCUAAUCCCCUUCCUGGAAGUGUGCCCCCUUUUCUCCAGCACACAAGCACAGUGGGCACCUGAAAACCUUACUUCUUAUUCUCUGGACCUCACAUCACAGGGGAUGCCCACCAUCCCAUGGAAUUUCUCUGUCUGCCUGGGUUCCUAGACAACAGAGGUCAGAGCCAGGAAAAAAUAGCCCUCCCUCCCAAUCCUUUGACAAGGUGUGCAGCAGCACAGCUAUUUAAGGCAGAGGUAAGAGCCAUACAAAGAGCUUGCUGGCUCCUAGAAUGGGUAGGAGGCAGAACUGAACAAGCCGUACGUAGUCCAUUUUCCCCCGUCAGUCCCUAGCUCUCUGUCCUCCUCCUCCCUGCUCCCUUUAACUUCAGACCAAUGCUAGAGCCCAAACUGUUUUAUCUCCCCCUCUUCCGAUAAAUCAGGCAAAGGGUGGGAAAUUGUCCAUUUCUGGAUGAGAUGAUGUAAGAUGAGGAAAUACGUAUGUGGAGAAGCCUGUGGCACAGAGAGGGGCAGCAAGAAGGUCCUGGAGGCCCAAGGCCAUAUGUCCCCCAAAGCUGACUCACAGGACGACACUGGAGCUGUGUGGAUCUGCGGGUACAGGCACCUUUACUGCAGCUCUGUAGGCUGGGCACAGACUGAGACUCCAAGAAUGUACGCAUCCAACACGUUUGAGGUUCCUGUAUUUGCUUUCAAGGCAGAAAUCUUGCUCUCGGAACAGAGUCAGCACUCUCAACUUGGGUUGAUAAGGAAGCUCUCUGUGACCUCUCACAGGCAGAUCAGGGAGGAGCCUGGGCUUGCCUUGUUCCCUUCUGGGGCUCUGAGCAGAUUGCAGGCGCUCCAGUCACACAGCUCUGGGCCUCUGGCAUUUGUGUUUUUCAAAAUUAAAUUGCAGUAUUUUGGAAAGUA